AUGGUCCUCACAACUCGUCCAACAAAUGCUUCACGGCAUCCUGGUGCAAUCAUCCUGGUGAAUACCCGUAAAAGACGCUCCAAAGCUGAAAUGGUCGAAGAGAAACAGGUCGCUGAUGCCGCUGCUGCCGCAUCUGCUGAAGAGAGAAGCAAUGUAAUCAGCAAGAUCGCAAUGCUAGAAAAGCGGCUCAACAACGAGGAGCGUGUCAAGCAACAGCAGGUGGCUCGGCCCCAAGGCCGUCUUGCCGAUUCAAACCCAUCCCGGCCCGCAAAUCAAUCAGCGAUAGUUCAGACACAUCGAGAUGACCAAGCCAUAGACGAGAACAAUCAGCAGAGCGAUGAGGAUGUGGCGCUGAUCACUCACAAGCGCGUGAAAGCUCCAACAAAGAUCAGUCGAGCUGAUAUUCAAGCAGCUACUGAUCGGCCCCUUGUUGCUUUGGCCAAUCCAAGCACAAAAUUGAGAUCUAAUGCUGAUAAGAACAUCGUCUCAACGGGGAAGAGAGGGGCCAGUGCAGUUAGUACUAGAGACAAUGAACGUGUUGUAAAGAAGGCUAAACCGGCACAUCCCUCAGGGCUCAAGGGGAGCUGGUGUGACCAGUCGAAAGUGGGACUCACGAGACCGAAAACAGCUGACACCACCAAGAAGUCUCCGACCAUGGUCUCGAGGUCAACUAAUGACAUCCAAAUGACAAGAAAUGACCUACCGUCAGAGCAACUGAAUGAAGGUGCACCUGAGUAUGCUCCAGGAGGUUUUGCUGAGGAUGAGGAGGAUGAGGAUGAGGAGAGAGCAGUCGUCAGAAAGGAAGCGAAGCGCACAACAUCAUCAACUAUUGUCAAGAUAGAACCCAACCGCACCUCAAAACCCAAGUAUCCACAGGGAGGUCAGCCUAGGAUGGUCAAGAAAGAAAAGGCAAAGAUCGAAGAUCUUCCUGCCGGCAGCUAUGGGCGAUGGCUAACCAAGUUCAUCCCUAGCUGGUGGGCCGUCAUUGGGUCACAAGAAGACUCAUGGAACGUCAGUGAUGGUUUUCAGCUUGCGGGGCAAAUGCAAAAAGUCUGGGAUGAGGUUUACCCAGACAUCCCCCACACCAUUGAGGCUCGUGGCGACACCUUUCAUUUGGCUCAGCAAAAGGUUUACGAAUGGCGUAGCUUCUUUGGAAGCAUAGCGAUUGAUGUUGUGACCGGCUAUUUCAACAGGGAGAACCUUCACACUUCAGAGGCUCGAAAACAGUAUGUUGAAGACGCGCUGGCCCAACCCUAUCUCCCUUUCCGCUACACUCACAUGGAUCGCUCAGUUAACCCUCCAGUCGGGCGUGGCGUCUUCCGAAGCGAUGUUAUCAUCAACACCCUUGCGCUUGCACAUUUCGGUACACUCAGCGGCGCCGUUUCUAUUCCAUUAACAGAGCGGUUACCCAUAGGAGCACUUGCAUUGUCUACUGUGGCGGCAAGUCCUUCCAUUUUCUGUCAAGAUUUCCAUACUUACACCUGUAGUUUGCCCUUACAGGUUGAGCGCGCGUUUCGCUUGUAUAGCACGGGCGAGCUUGUGCAAGAUCCCCACCACAAGUUCUCAGAGCUCAAUUAUGGCGAUGACACCCGUCUCUAUGGGAUCGGAAUUGCCCAGCUGAAAGCUCGUCAUUGGGACGAGAUCAUCCACAAGGCCACGCAAGUCCUGCGCGAUAGCAAGACGAAGACAGAGGCCUUCUUCGAGCACCCCGGGGACGAUCUCUCCAUCACGGACACGCGAGCCGUGAUCCUAUUGUCGGAUGACGAGGACGUGGAAUCGACACCAUCGUCACGCAGCGUCAUCCACAACUCCAGCCGUGUGCAGAGCAUCGAGCCUCGAUCAGAGUCCGAGAUAGAGGAUUUCGGAUCGGAACUUGGCGAGCUAUUCUAG
This is a messenger RNA of Heterobasidion irregulare TC 32-1, 1890 nucleotides long. RefSeq lists its product as uncharacterized. Bases 1 to 1890 code for a protein of 629 amino acids. The record is from RefSeq and is a predicted model, not a curated record. Lineage: Eukaryota; Fungi; Basidiomycota; Agaricomycetes; Russulales; Bondarzewiaceae. The transcript is spliced from 6 exons.